Messenger RNA from Colletotrichum spaethianum, 1743 nucleotides. RefSeq lists its product as uncharacterized. The record is from RefSeq and is a predicted model, not a curated record. The transcript has 4 exons. The coding region runs from base 1 to 1743 and encodes 580 amino acids. NCBI's taxonomy places the organism in Eukaryota, Fungi, Ascomycota, Sordariomycetes, Glomerellales, Glomerellaceae.
AUGCCAAUACCUACUUUGACUGACUGGAUGGGCCUGCUUGCCGAACAGCCAGGACAGGAAGGUCUUGUAGAACCAUCCACCCUUGCCGCCUUUGCCGCCCCUGGCCUCCUUCUCGGCGGCCUUGCGCGCCAGGAACUCCUCCUCCUCACGAUCAAUGAUGUCCUUGCCCGUGUAGAAGUCGGCCUCGUGGGGCUUGACGCCGCGAGUCUUGUAGUAGAACUUGUGGCCGAAGAUGAGGAUGAGGUAAAGAGGGAUACCGAGGUAACCGGUGAUGAAGGUCUUGUACUUCUCCUUGCCAAAGUCGCCGCCGACGAAGACAUCGUAGUUCUUGGUAAGAGCGACGAUGAUGCAAAGGGCCAGAGCGCCGUAAGAGCCCCAGAUACCGAGGGGGGCGACGUAGGGAAGGAUCUCGUUGGGGAUGUUCUGGGCCUUGCGGGCCUUGCACCACCAGAUGUGGGUGACAAGGAUCGAGAUCCAGGUCAGCAGACCGAAGAUGGUAGUCAAGUUGACGAAGUAGCUGAAGACAGCCUUGGAGUCGUUGGAGACGUUCAUGAAGGCCAACAGCGCGAAGAGGGCAGAGAAGCCGAGAGCGUAGAUAGGGACGCCACGCUUGUCGGUGCGCUUGAAGAUGGCGGGGGCAGAGCCAUCAGACGCCAGUCCGUAGAGGGUACGGCUGGCGAUGUACAGAUCCGAGUUGGACGCGGAGAAGACGAAGACGCAGAUGCAGGCGUUGAUGAUGUCGGGGAUGACCUUGACACCUGCAAGCUUGGCAGCGACGACGAAAGGCGAAGCGGAGGCACCGGCUUGGGCCUUGUUGGCGAAAGCGAGGUCCGGGGAGUUGUAGGGAACCAGCAUGCCGAUGAGAAGAACACUCAGGCAGUAGAAGAACAGGAUACGGUAGAAGGUCAGCUUGAUCGCACGGGGGAUGGUCUUGCGGGGGUUCUGGGCUUCGGCGACAGUGACACCGACAAGCUCAGUGCCCAGGUAGGCGAAGGUGGCGUUGACCAUGCAAGACCAGAAACCGAGGAAACGGCCAGAAUCGCCAGUGUCGAUGUACUCCCUGAAGGCACUGAGGGAAUAUUAGCCGAGGUGCACAACUCAUUAGCGGAAGCCUUUGCGGUCGUGGUCGGGACCACCGCCAAGGGCCAGGAUGAAAGAGAAGAGGAUGAUGCCAACGAUGGUGAUGACCUUGAAGCUGGAAAGCCAGAACUCAAACUCGCCGAAGAACUUGAUGCCAAAGUAGUUGAUUGCGAUGAUGACGACAAGGAAGAUGGCGAUGAAGACACCCGGGUUCACAGUUUCGCGGUCUACCCAGAACUGGAUGACGAGGGCAGCGGCCCCAAGCGCAAAACCAAGCGAGGGAUCGCAGAACCUCGAGGCGUAACCGGUGAAACCAGAAGAGAUGGGGAGCCAAGCGGCCAUCUCACCGAGACCAGCCAUAACAAGGAAGACGAUGAAACCGACGAGAGUGUACGAGAUGAAGACGGAGCCGGGGCCGGCCUGGGCGAGGGCCUUGCCGGUUCCGAUGAUGAGACCGGUACCGAUGGCACCACCGAUGGCAAUCAUGGUGAUGUGGCGGGCCUUGAGGCCGCGGUGCAGCGCCGUGUCGGCGCUGGUCUCGAGGCCGCGGAUGUGGACAUUUUCGGUGUCGUAGGUCUGGGUGUGGUAGCCCGUUUUCUCGACAUCGUGGGCGCCCUCCGAGGAGGACGUCCGCUUGACGAGGCCGUCGCUCAUGGUUGCUAG